AGAAGGCAGUGAUAGGCCCCAUGCAUACUUUUUCCACAAGACGUUAGUAUGGCUUUUGUCAGUUGCGGCGGCGACGGGGGUUAAUCACAACUGAAAGAAUUGCUGCUGAAGCACCUAGGCAUGCUUUCUUCCUGUGGUUCUCCAUUGUUUUAAGACAAGCGCACAAAAAAUUAGGUGAUCUAGUUACACGAAAAAGGUGCAUGGAAUGCUGAAGGCAUGUUAUAGCCGUUUAUAGCCUGGCAUCUGUUUAACUUCUCCAGGGCCGGUUUUCGCAAAGGUAUCCCACUUCAGUUUGUGGAUCCAAAGUGUUUUCUACAGAUGACCGGAUCUUCCGCUGAUGCUGAGAUCACAGGAUGAUUAGACUUAUUGGAGUCGUGUUGGGGCUUCUGCUCCUAGUUGGGACCAGCUCGGCAAUCAAAAGUACGCCAGUCAAACUCUUCAACCAGCUCUUGAAAGGCUAUGAUAUGAGGAGCGCACCUUCGGAAGUAUCAGGUAAACCCGUUGAGGUGCAGAUUAGUUUCUACGUUAGCAACACCAAGGUGGAUACUGAAAAGAAGGAAAUGGUACUCGACACCUAUUUCAGACAAACCUGGGUGGACGAACGCCUGCGUUUUCCAGCGGACGAGGAACUGGAAGAGAUGUCAUUUGGUGACGGGCCUGACGACCAGAUAUGGACACCCGAUACCUUCUUCAGAAACGCCAUCAGUGUGGAUUGGGUCACCUCUGAUAACGUGCUUGUCAGGAUUUACAAAACAGGAAAAGUUUGGCUGGCACAAAAGGUGAUCCUCACAAUCAGAUGUCCUAUGCAUUUUCAAAAGUAUCCCUUUGAUACACAGGAAUGUUCCAUUCGCGUUGAAUCGUUCAGACACACUUCGGACAGCUUGCAAUUGAAGUUCUUGGAUAAGGGAUUUAAUUUUGACGAGCCUAGUGAGAUUGACGGAUUUUCGCUUGAAAACCACAAGCUUUUGGACUGUGCCAUGAACUAUACUUCUGGAAUAUAUCCGUGCCUGGCAGUUAAGUUGAUCUUGAAGAGAGAUCAUGGGGCGUUCUCCAAACACAGGUUCUUUCCCUCCGCCCUCGUCCUCUUCUUCAUCUACACCUCGACCUGGAUGGGCAGCCAGAUCCUCCUCCCUCGGGCGCUGGUCCUGAUUGCGGGGAUCCUCCUCCUUGGCGCCAACAUGAUCACCAGUAGCAUCGUGCUGCCACACCCCGUGGUCGGCUAUAUGACGGCUGGAGAUAUCUGGUACCCUGUUAUCAUCAUUCUGGUGAUGCUUGCGAUCAUUGAGUUCUGCGUUGUUGCAAUACUUUGCAACCGGACUGAUGGGGUGUCUGAAAACUCCAAGCAUACGUCAAUUGGCAACGUCCUUGAAUGGAUCUUCCGGAUAGGUUUUCUGGUAACCAUCAUUGUCUUCCUCGUUGUCUAUUUCGCCCUCUACUCCAUCGGAUAGAUCAUGAUCAAUGAAGUCAAUAUAUUCAUAUAUAAAGAAUGCGGGGAUGAAGAAAGUGCCUCUAAAGUAGUUGCUUUACACGUGUUGUAUGUAGGCCUACGUAUUAUCUGCUGCUCUUAACUGCUUCUCUAUGUAUACGCCAGCAGUCACGCAAAGAUUGCCUGAACGAUGCCGGAACAGCGAACGACUUGUCGGCCGCCCACGAGGCACACUUUCGGCAAAACCACACAGCCUGCCGGGACCCUGACCGCACACUGGUAGGACUAACCGGUGUCAUUUCGAGCUUCGUAUUUACCUGGUCUAAUAACCUGUAAUCGCCGAAAAAGUCGCAACUUCAUCUUGACCGAUCACGACUGGUAUACAUGUAUAUCGUCUCAUACCAAAAAAACGCAUUGCAAUCCAGUUUCAAAAUAUUGCUUAUUGUAAUAAAGAAACGGAUUCAUAGAUGCGAUCAACAGUA
Messenger RNA from Lineus longissimus, 1908 nucleotides. RefSeq names its product glycine receptor subunit alpha-2-like. The record is from RefSeq and is a predicted model, not a curated record. Gene Ontology annotation, biological process: chemical synaptic transmission; chloride transmembrane transport; nervous system process. NCBI's taxonomy places the organism in Eukaryota, Metazoa, Nemertea, Pilidiophora, Heteronemertea, Lineidae. Gene Ontology annotation, cellular component: neuron projection; plasma membrane; synapse. The transcript is spliced from 9 exons. The coding region runs from base 354 to 1448 and encodes 364 amino acids. Gene Ontology annotation, molecular function: chloride channel activity; transmembrane signaling receptor activity; transmitter-gated monoatomic ion channel activity involved in regulation of postsynaptic membrane potential.